This is a messenger RNA of Uranotaenia lowii, 1730 nucleotides long. RefSeq names its product probable ATP-dependent RNA helicase Dbp45A (gene Dbp45A). The coding region runs from base 165 to 1727 and encodes 520 amino acids. Gene Ontology annotation, molecular function: ATP binding; RNA helicase activity; nucleic acid binding. NCBI's taxonomy places the organism in Eukaryota, Metazoa, Arthropoda, Insecta, Diptera, Culicidae. The transcript has 3 exons. The record is from RefSeq and is a predicted model, not a curated record.
UUCAUUCGUGAAAACACGUGCGCGUGGGGUUGAUUUGAAAUUUUCCGGUUAUUUUUUGUUUUUUCAUCUCCCUGCUGAAGAUUAAAAAGUGUUUCGGUGGCUCCAGAUCCAAAAAUACAUAAAUAUCAGUUGAAAUAAAGAGAAUAAUGAUACACCUUUAAACGAUGGCAAUGACAGAACAGAAAAAGUUUGAUGAACUGGGUCUGAAACCUUGGAUCACAAAUCAGCUGAGCAAAUUGGGUCUUCGACGCCCGACACCCAUCCAGCAGGCAUGCGUUCCGGAAAUUUUAUCCGGCCGCGAUUGUAUUGGGGCCGCCAAGACGGGUUCCGGAAAAACGUUCGCUUUCGCGUUGCCCAUCCUGCAGAAGUUGAGCGAAGAGCCGACCAGUAAUUUUGCCCUGGUCCUAACUCCAACACACGAACUGGCCUACCAAAUAGCUGAACAGUUCAAUGUGGCCGGCCAGCCCAUGGGUGUUAAGGUUUGCGUGGUAACGGGUGGAACGGAUCAGUUGCUGGAAGCGCAGCGCCUUCAGAACCGGCCGCACAUAAUCGUUGCCAUGCCGGGUCGUUUGGCAGCGCAUUUGACCGGCUGCAAUACGUAUUCGUUUCGGGCCAUGCAGUUCCUGGUGGUGGACGAGGCUGAUCGCGUUUUGAGUGGAAACUUCGACGAGGAUCUGCAGGCAAUUGAUCGAUUCCUACCGAAAAAACGACAAAAUCUUUUCUUCUCUGCUACAUUGAAUAAACUUGUACGCGAAAGUAGCGUAUUUCCGAUCGAUGAACAAGCCUUCGAAUGGUCGGAAGAGAGCAAUGUGGCCACCGUCGAAACGUUGGAUCAACGAUACAUUCUUUGCGCAGACUACGAUCGGGAUAUGGUACUGAUCGAAACGCUGCGAAAAUUCAAGGAGGGCAGCGAGGACGCCAGUGUAAUCAUAUUCACCAAUUCGAAAAAAGAUUGUCAGGUGAUUUCGAUGACUUUAAAUACGAUUGGAUUUGCGAACGUGUGUUUGCACGGAUUUCUGCGGCAGAAGGAAAGAGUAGCGGCUUUAAAUAAAUUUAAAUCCAAACACGUUCGGGUACUGAUAGCAACGGAUGUAGCUAGCCGUGGUUUGGAUAUUCCCAACGUUCAAUUGGUGUUGAAUCAUCGACUGCCAAAAGUACCUCACGAAUACAUUCACCGAGUGGGUCGAACGGCUCGAGCUGGCCGCAAAGGAUUGGCGAUUUCCAUAUUUCGAUUCCCCAGGGAUUUGGAAUUCUUGGGAGAAAUAGAAGCCUUGAUCAACACCAAGCUAACGGAGCAUACUAUCGAUCAACGGCUGGUGGAACGGAUCUUCAUGCAAGUUAGUGUUGCCCGUAGGGAGGCGGAAAUGAAUCUGGACAAUAAAGAUUUUGACGAACGGCAGCACAAUUAUCGGCGCAAGAAAUGGAUCGAGCAAGGUUUGGAUCCGGAUGAGAUGGAGGAAAAGUGGAAACGAGAAAAGGAGUCCAGGGCGGAAGAACGUAAGCAACGAUUGCGUUCGGAAAACGAGGAAAGAAAACGCAGAGCCGAACAGGAGCUGGCUGCAGUGGAUGAUCGAUUUAAGGAUGCGGUUGGUAGUAAAAAGUUUAAGAAACGGAAGUUUGUUUCGGAAAAACAGAUAGAGGAAUUUGCGCAGAAACAGAAAAAGAGUAAGAGCGACAAGACGAAUGGUAAAACGGUGAAAAUAAAAAACAAAAAAGUGAAAAAAUAGGAA